This is a messenger RNA of Colias croceus (clouded yellow), 2284 nucleotides long. RefSeq lists its product as uncharacterized. Lineage: Eukaryota; Metazoa; Arthropoda; Insecta; Lepidoptera; Pieridae. The coding region runs from base 276 to 2126 and encodes 616 amino acids. The transcript has 6 exons. The record is from RefSeq and is a predicted model, not a curated record.
AACGUUUUUAGUAGGUAUAAUUACUAUUAGUUUUGUUUUGUAAUUUGUUUUAUGUUGUCCUAUAUUACUUGCUCUGUGAUGUUUAUUGUAUCGUACGAGUACAAUCUUUGAGGUGUAAAACUUUCCUGAACGUGACAUGAAAAUUGUGGCGACGCACUACGCAGUACUGCCAUUCAUCAAAAACAUUGAAUUGAACAUACGUUGUACAAAUAACUUGGAAAUAAUUGCAUUGAUUUAUUUUUUAUUAAGUACUUAAAUAUAAGUACCGUCUAAACAUGAGCCCGCGUAGGAAGAAAACUAAAUUACAAGCUCCAGCAACGGUAAGAGUAAAGCGCGAACGAGAAUCUAUAACUGAGGGGUCGAAUAAACGUAGGAAAAGUGAUACUACAAUAGAAGACGAAGAGAAGAAAAUUAAGAGGAGGAAAAACUUUGUAACAGCAUGUGAACAAGUUUCUCUCAAAGAAUAUAUCAACUAUACUAAAAGAUUCAGCUUACUUCAUUUUCCCAAAUGCUCUAAUUCUUCUAUGUGUACUCAUCACAACUUGCCAAACACUACAAAUGUUAUGCCAAUACCAGCAAGAAUUGAGGAAGCGUUUAAGAUUGAAAUGAAAACAAACACAUGGUGUGAGGCUCUGGAAGUUUGUUUCCUCUCAAUUAACCCCUCACAGUAUUUAUCAGCUACUGUGUUAAAGGAUGUAGUUGAAAUCAUGAUGAAUGCUCAUGAAGAUACUACAUCUACCUACACAAUGUCGAAUCUCUUAGACCAAUGUCAGCAAGUACUAUCAUUGAACUUCAAUAUGCACCCACCUUGCAUGGUAAAAAGCAUACGAAAAUGCUAUUUAAAAUUCCUAACAUCUCCUAUGGAUUUAAAAGACAACACAUUUACAAAUAGAUCUGAGUUUAACUGUGAUAAAGGUAUAAUUAAGUACUGUUUCAAUAGAUUGGAACAUGAAUUAUCUAUAGAGAGUAAAGAUGAAGCUUUGGUUGAUAAGUUUGAAAACACACCAGAUGAAAUGAAGCAAAGCGUACAAGGCUUGCACUGGCAAAAGGAAAAGUUUGAAAUAUUUGAAUUGUUGAAGAGAUCUGAUAGAAUAGAACGACUUAUGUCUGUAUUGGAAACUAUAAUAGAAUUGUUACAGUUUGAUUUGGCUAUAUGGCACUCCAGAUAUACUAAUAAUCUAGGAAAUCACAUAAUGAGGUCUCAUAGGCCCCUCAUGGCUCACAUUCUAUGGUCUGCAAAUAUUCUAUAUACAGGUGCAGUGAACAUUAAUUGUAGACAAAUAUUAAGGAUAUUUGUAUAUUUUAUUCAUCUACAAUACCCAGAGAAUCAUAUAAGAAUAAUGACUUUAUGGUUGAACACUAUGAUACAGACUUUCUAUUUAUGUGAAACUAAUUCAAACAGUAACUAUCCAAAUACUGGGAAAUACUGUAAUAACUUUGCCAAUGAGUUAUACAAAUUAAUUUCAGAAAUGCCUUCACCAACCAUUCUAAGAGUAUUAGAGAGAAUCAAACCCACAUUCAUGAGAUAUUUAGUGAGCAAACAAUAUUUGAAUACCAUAUUAUCAACAGAUGAAGAAGAAAUUAUAAAAGUAUUCAUAAAUUUUAUUGAAAGAUCGGAAUGGGAAAAUUUUCCGGAAUCUGAAGAGACGCCUCAAAUACCAAAAACUUUGAAAGUUCCACAUAUAAAGCCUAAUAAGUUGCUAUCUUAUCUUUCAAAGACAUUGAUUAAAACAGCACAAUUAAAUCUUCAUAAAAAGAGUGAUUCUAAGGUUCUGUAUCCCAAAUUUAUACCUGUAGAAGAUAAAAUUAAAGAUAUUAUUGAUCAAAAAUAUGUAUAUUUGUUGAUUUUUAUAACAUUUCAUGCUUAUUUAGAUGCUUUUAGUGUUCAAGAAGUGCAACAAACAUUAGAUACAUUAAAUGAACAGUUAGAUCAAAACAUACCAGAUACUUAUAAAAAAAUUAACAUUGAACUUAUUUCAUACUCAGUCAGCGAGGAUUUUAUUAAAAAAUACAGAUCAAUAUAUCAAAUGUUAAAAGAUCUAAUAUUAUUAUUGCAAAAGAAGAAAGGCCAAAUUCCUGUUCAAAUAAUUACACUUUUUGAAGCAAUACCCUUGCUGGGUUUGUAAUUUUGAUCACUAUGUGUAUCUAAAUUGUUUUGUAUAGGAAUAACCUUUGUUACCUCAUGGAUAUUUUGUUUCCUUAUUUUUACUAUUUUGCUAUUACAUGUGAUUAUGUGGUUGAUUUCAAAGAAUUUGUUGUAUUUUAAAUAAAAAAAAUAACUUAA